Messenger RNA from Camelus dromedarius (Arabian camel), 2572 nucleotides. It is a transcript of the gene P2RY1, whose product is annotated as purinergic receptor P2Y1. Lineage: Eukaryota; Metazoa; Chordata; Mammalia; Artiodactyla; Camelidae. The transcript is spliced from 2 exons. The record is from RefSeq and is a predicted model, not a curated record. Gene Ontology annotation, biological process: platelet activation; relaxation of muscle; phospholipase C-activating G protein-coupled receptor signaling pathway. The coding region runs from base 267 to 1391 and encodes 374 amino acids. Gene Ontology annotation, cellular component: plasma membrane. Gene Ontology annotation, molecular function: G protein-coupled ADP receptor activity; A1 adenosine receptor binding; G protein-coupled ATP receptor activity.
CUCGGCGCUGCCAGCCGGACCGGGAAGUUGCUGGUUAUCCGGCCAGCCCGGUUCGGUCGCGACCGGGGGUGGCUUUCAUGGCCCGCGGCGAACGCGGGGCCGGAGACGGCGUGGGCGAGUCCCCGCGCGCCCCCUCCCGCAGGGAUCCUCGGCUCCCGCUUCAGUCCGCUCGCCCGCCUUUCCGAUGCUCGCUGCGCCCUUCGCCGCCGCCGCCCUCUCGCCGCCGCUUGCCCCUUGGAGCCGCCGCUUAAGUCGGGGAGGAGAGAAUGACCGAGGUGCUGUGGCCGGCGGUCCCCAACGGGACGGACGCUGCCUUCUUGGCCGGCCCGGGCUCGCCCUGGGGGAACAGCACAGUCGCCUCUACCGCCGCCGUCGCCGCCGGCCCGUACAAAUGCGCACUGACCAAGACAGGCUUCCAGUUCUACUACCUGCCGACUGUCUACAUCUUGGUGUUCAUUAUCGGCUUCCUGGGCAACAGCGUGGCCAUCUGGAUGUUCGUCUUCCACAUGAAGCCGUGGAGCGGAAUCUCCGUGUACAUGUUCAACUUGGCCCUGGCCGACUUCUUGUACGUGCUGACCCUGCCAGCGCUCAUCUUCUACUACUUCAAUAAGACAGACUGGAUUUUCGGGGAUGCCAUGUGCAAGCUGCAGAGGUUCAUCUUCCACGUGAACCUGUAUGGCAGCAUCUUGUUUCUAACCUGCAUCAGCGCGCACCGGUACAGCGGGGUGGUGUACCCGCUCAAGUCCCUGGGCCGGCUCAAGAAGAAGAACGCGGUCUACAUCAGCGUGCUGGUGUGGCUUAUCGUGGUGGUGGUGAUCUCCCCCAUCCUCUUCUACUCGGGCACCGGGAUCCGGAAAAACAAAACCAUCACCUGCUAUGACACCACCUCAGAUGAGUACCUACGAAGUUAUUUCAUCUACAGCAUGUGCACGACCGUGGCCAUGUUCUGUGUCCCCUUGGUGCUGAUUUUGGGCUGUUACGGAUUAAUUGUGAGAGCUUUGAUUUACAAAGACCUGGACAACUCGCCUCUGAGAAGGAAAUCCAUUUACCUGGUGAUUAUUGUACUGACUGUUUUUGCUGUGUCUUACAUCCCUUUCCACGUGAUGAAAACAAUGAAUUUGAGGGCCCGGCUGGAUUUUCAGGCCCCAGGAAUGUGUGCUUUCAAUGACAGGGUUUAUGCCACUUAUCAGGUGACAAGAGGUCUAGCAAGUCUCAACAGCUGUGUGGACCCCAUUCUCUAUUUCUUGGCAGGAGAUACUUUCAGAAGGAGACUCUCCCGAGCCACCAGGAAAGCUUCCAGAAGAAGUGAGGCAAAUUUGCAAUCUAAGAGUGAAGACAUGACCCUCAAUAUUUUAUCCGAGUUCAAGCAGAAUGGAGAUACAAGCUUGUGAAGAGGCCAGAAUCCCCAAACACCCACUUUUGUAACAUGGUCUGAGGAUGCCAGCCUGGUUUACAGUAUGUGUUAAGUACAUUGUUUCAGCUUCCAGAGAACCUUCUUUUGGAGUUUGGAUCCAAUGUGGAGGUGGGCAGUGACUAGAAAUGCCCUUUUACUUCUUGGUGUGCUUUUUCCAGAGUGUUUCUUCUUUAGCUUCAUAUAUCACAUAGUGGACAAUGAUGACAUGCAGAUGCAUGCCAAACAGUUACAAGAACGACCAACUCCUUCUAGGCACAAAUAGGUCUCUGGGAUGAGUCUGCUAAUGGUGAAAACAUACAGAGGGUCAAGAUGAUCUAUUGGCUGAAAAUAUGAUUCAUGACAUAGGAUGUAAGUAGGUAUUUUAAUAAUAAACGUAGAAAUCUACUGGCAUGUUGAUAAAAGAAGAACUAAAGUUAUAGAACCUAUCAGUUAACUAAAUUACACACUACAAAACUGUUUGACUGCUGAGAUCAAGGUAUUUUAUGGCUCAUCCGCUGGCAUCUUUGACUCUUUGCACAUCAGUGUGUGUUUGCAUGGACACAAUAAAAAGACAAACCAAGAAGAGAUACAUCAUGAGAGUGGGAUUUGGAGUUAAAACCGUAACACUGUCACUCGGCCAGCUGUGGAACUCUUGACCCUAUCAAGACCACUCUCUGUAAGUUAAAAGGGUUGGAUGACAUCCAGCUGUUGAAGCCUUAGGGAAUGUGGUGAAGCAUUAAAACUACAGGCAGCCAGAGGUGCAUGAAAUCUGCUAUUGUAUUUUCCAGGGUUCUUCAGUUCCAGUCUUUGGCUGAAAAUUCGUACAAAGUUCACCAACUGUGAUAUGGCUAUGAAAUGUAAGUUUUCUCAGUCUCCUUGGGGCAGUGCACUUAUACUGCCUUUGGAAACAAGAGAUGUCAGUGCUUACAGCAGCUGGAAUUGGACUAGUGACAAUAAAGAUGUGUAACUAGUUAGAGAUAUAGUGAAGCUUUAACUUUGCUGGUCAAAUUGUAACUAUUAUGAUAGUAUUUAUUGAUGAAGCUCAUAGUCCUUCAGUUGUACAGACUGAAAAACUUUCUUGAAAGAUCCAACAUACCAAUGUAAAUUAUAUUUAUUACAAUGUAUAAUAUUAAUAUGUCACACUGGUGUAUUUUACAUAAUAUAUGAUACAUAAUAGAG